AUGGCAGCCUAUUCUAGAGGCUACCUCUCUCCUACUCUCUCCAUAGAGAAUAUUUUCAUAACAAACUUAUGUGGGAAGGUUUUUCCAUUUGAUAAGUACUUCCGGACCCUCCUUGCCUACUCGUUGUCUAAACCGACUCGAGCUCUGCAUGAGCUACUCGCAUUUGAUCGGUCGACAUAG
Dovyalis caffra is the source of this 180-nucleotide messenger RNA. Lineage: Eukaryota; Viridiplantae; Streptophyta; Magnoliopsida; Malpighiales; Salicaceae. The record is from the annotation of a GenBank genome assembly.